This is a messenger RNA of Camellia sinensis, 3104 nucleotides long. Lineage: Eukaryota; Viridiplantae; Streptophyta; Magnoliopsida; Ericales; Theaceae. The record is from RefSeq and is a predicted model, not a curated record.
UUACAAAAUUCUACCAAACACUACCUAAGAGUUUCGUAUAAGAGUCACCGCUAAAUAAGGUCUUUGUUUUGUUUUUUUAAACCCAAUUUUGGGACAAAGCUGUAUAAAUUCUACAUAUAUAGCCAAUCCAUCCACCCCCAAUCCCCCAAGCUCCAAUGGCUUUACAGAACCACCACCAGCUUCACUUCAUUUUAGUACCUUUUAUGGCCCCAGGCCACUUCAUGCCCAUGAUUGACUUGGCCAAAUUAUUGGCACAACAAGGCGUGACUGUCACUGUCGUCACCACUCCUGUCAUUGCCUCCAGGUUCCGCCCCAUCAUCGACCGUGUGAUCGAAUCGGGCCUCCCCCUCCGCCUUCUCUCUCUCCGGUUCCCGUCAGUGGAGGUCGGCCUGUUGGAGGGGUGCGAAACUAUAGACGCUGUUCACUCUCUAGACCUAAUGAUGAAAUUCUUCAAGGGCAUCGACAUGUUGCAACAACCAUUCGAGCAGUUGUUUGAAACGCUCGAGCCAUGUCCCAGUUGCUUAAUAGCCGAUAAAUAUAUUGCAUGGAUAGGAGACACUGUUCGUAAGUUUGGAAUUCCGAGAAUUCUUUUUGAUGGAAUGAACUGCCUCACUCUCUUAUGCGCACACAAUUUAGAAAAUUUUAAAGAUUCUGAGAAUGUUUCCGAGUCAGACUCAGAGCCGCUCGAACUUCCUGGCUUGCCUGAUAGAAUUGAGCUAACUAAAGCUCAGUUGGCUAUGUUUCUCAAUCGAAGUUCACCAGAAUGGCAAGAUUUACGGAAUCGAAUAAAAGCUGCCGAAGCUGAAGCAUAUGGGGUGGUGAUUAACAGUUUUGAAGAGCUAGAACCGAGAUAUGUCGACGAGUUUCGAAAGGUGAAAGGAGAUAAAGUUUGGUGCGUUGGGCCGCUGUCGUUGUGCAACAAAGACAACUUGGAUAAGGCUCAGAGAGGAAACAAGGCCGACAUCGACGAAAACCAAUGUUUAAAGUGGCUCGAUGAGCAAGAGCCACGCUCCGUUGUCUACGCAUGCCUUGGAAGCAUAGCUAACCUCUCACUACCUCAGUUAAUCGAGCUAGGUUUAGGCUUGGAGGCUUCGAAACGCCCAUUUGUGUGGGUUAUAAGAAGCAGAGACAAGGCGACAGAGAUAGAGAAGUGGGUGGAAGAAGACGGAUUCGAGGAAAGAACGAAAGGGAGAGGGCUUCUGAUUCGAGGCUGGGCACCGCAAAUACUCAUAUUGUCGCACCUGGCUGUGGGGGCUUUUUUGACACACUGCGGGUGGAAUUCGACGCUGGAAGGGGUGUGUGCCAGUGUGCCGAUGAUAACGUGGCCUAUGUUCGGUGAGCAGUUUUUGAAUGAGAAGCUAGCUGUGCAGCUUUUGGAGAUCGGAGUGAGUGUUGGCGUUCAGACAGUUGGGCACAGGUUUGCGGAAGACAAGUGUGAGAAGUUGGUGGAUAGAGAGGUUGUUAGGGCUGCUGUGGAGAAAGUAAUGAGUGAAGGAAUAGGAGAAGAGACAAGACGAAGGGCAAAAGUAUUUGGGGAGAUGGCAAAGAAGGCAAUGGAAGAAGGGGGUUCUUCAUACUUGAACAUGAGAUUGUUCAUUCAAGAUGUCAUCAAACUAGUUAGCCACAAGGACUCAACACAAGAAGGAACAAGAGAUGCCAUCGAGGUUUCGUUUACAGUCUCAUUCGGAGCCAUUAACUCCCACCCCAGAGGAAGGGAUGGAUCCCCCAGGUCAAGAGGUUGGUACCCAACCCUUACCACCACAUAAUGUGCAACCUGAGCAUGAGGUGACUGCAUCUAGUAGUGUUGGAUCAGUUUGAUCUACAAGGCAAUCCGAGUGAUGUAGCAAGGACUUUAAACACACAGUUUGGUCGACAAUUGAGUAGCUUCACUUAUAGGUUGCACAAACAAUACAAGCAACUUAAGGAUGCAAGAGGGGAGGAGUACGCAAGAAGCCAUCCACCUGCAAGUGUUACUCUUAAUCAAUGGACAUCUUUAAUUGACAAGAAGUGGAAUAGUAAAGAAUUCAUGGUAUAAUGUUUUAUGUUAAUUUUCAAAAAUUAAUUUUCUUCUUACUAAUGUUAAGUUUUGUCGUUUUUAUUGGUGUUUCAAUCGUGUAGGAACAAUCACUAACUAAUGUGAAUAAUAGGAUGCAAAUGAAAACAAAACAUAGAUGUGGAUCAAAAUCAAUCCCGGUCAGGGUGCACAGCUCGGUGUGUUCUGCUAUUUUAUUUUAUCAGAUUAGUAGGAUUUGUUAUUUAAAUAUUUGAAAUAACAUUCAAAAACAAAUGAAUCAGAUAAUUGCAAAUGGAGGAGUGCCUGAUUUGGCAAAAAUUUACAAGUCCAUCCACUAUAAUUAGAACACGCAUGAAUGGAUUUCGUCAGACAGCCAAGUUAAUUAUGUAUGUACAAGGCAAUGCAUAUUAAUUUUGAUAAGAUUAUUUAUUUUCUUUGUAGGGUAGAAUAACUAAUAAUUGUUCGAUUUAUUUUAAAUUAACAAGAUAACAUGAUACAGACAUAAGCAGAACACCUCUCACAGACUGGUGUGAUCCUCUUGAGCCCAGAGGAGUUGUCAGUCAAUGUGCUUAAGCCAAGGUCAGGUUAUGUGAAAGGACUCGACUAGAGGCCUUCUUCUUCUAUGAAGACUACUGUUGCACCUGCUAAAAAUAAUGACUAUGUUCAACGCCUUGAGAUGCAAAUAGCACAGAGAAAUGAACAAAUUGCAAGGUUUCAAAAGUUAGAGAUGAAACAAAGCAAGAAGACACAAAGUAUCAUAGAGUGUUUGACGCAAAAAGGUAUUACGGGAAAUUUUGAGAGUGGGGAAAGUUCAGAUUCUGACGGACAAGCUUCUUGAUUGGAGAUGAACGAAUUUGGUAACUUGCAUAGCAAGAGUUUUUUGUUGAUAUUACCAGACACAUCCAUCACAGUGUAUUUGUACUUUUUGUUGAUAUUACCAAACAUGUAUUUUGACUAUGUUAUUGUGGGUUAUAAUUAUAUUGUGAUGGAUCUUAUCUUUUUGUUGAUAUUACCAAAUGAACAGGUUUUUGUAAUGAUUUGUAAUGGAUAUUAUAUUCAGCAGGUUAUUAAAAUGCACAAGUUAUUUUGA